AUGAAACUUCUAAGUUUAGAGAUAAUUUUAAAAAAAAAGUUGAAAAGAAAAAAUGGAUUGUAUCACAAUAUUUAUCUUAAAAGUCUUUCGAAAUUAAAAAAAAAAUUGUAAACACGAUUGCAGGAUUGGAUUAAUAAUAAAACUCCCUUUUAGAUCUCUUCGAAAUAAUUAAUAGCUGAAGAGAAAAUUUAAUUAAAUCAUGGCUUGACCUAAUGUGAAUUAAUGCAGGAAUAAUCUGAGAUGAAAAAAGGAGCAAUCAAAAGAGAAUUCAAUCUAUUCUUGUAUAAUUUCACCAGUACCUUCAUAAAUAAAAAAUAAGGAAAGAAAAUGAACCAAAAUAAGAUGAAAUAUUAGAAAAUAAGUUGAGAAAUAAUAAAAUAAUAAAUCAGAAAAGUAAAUUCAAUUCUAGGUUGACAUUUUAAAAUUAUAGUUCACUAAACGAAGUGCCCGAGGCUUAACCUAAUUUGCCACUUCUUUAAAAACCAAGCCCGAUAAUCUUCUCAAUAUCCUUAAGCCGAAAGUUAAAUUUAAAUGGUAGAGGAUCCUUUACAUUUUUCAAACUCUCUUUCUUUUUAAUAACGCUCAGUUGAAAAUUAACAUAAAGUAAAAAAGCUCCAAUUUUGAAAAAAUUAACUUGUGAUUUUAAAGACUCAUUAGUUUUCGCCAG
Paramecium sonneborni is the source of this 667-nucleotide messenger RNA. The record is from the annotation of a GenBank genome assembly. Lineage: Eukaryota; Ciliophora; Oligohymenophorea; Peniculida; Parameciidae.